UGCCCCGCUCCCAGCUCCUCCACAGGCCCCGGGGCGAGGAGGAGCCGCCGGCCGAGAUGGACUCGGACCUGGACGAGCAUUUGCGCGCGGCUUUCCGGGACAAGCUGCGGCUGCUGCUCCAUGCUGAGCUCCGUGGCAGGACGGUGCCAGCGCGGGAUGCAGCCACCCUGCUGCCCUCCACUCGCGUGCUGCUGAAGAGGCGGGAGGUGGCAGAGGUGGAGCAGGAGCUGCAGAGCCAGCGGGAGGAGUUUCGGCAGAGGAUGGAGCGCCUGGCGCAGCGCCGGGAGCAGCUGGCCCGGAGGGAAGAGGAGCAGCGGGAUGUCGUUCUCAAAUACAACGCCUUCCUGAAGGCUGCGGGGGCCAGGCGGGAGCGGGCAUUGCGGCGGGAGGGCCGGGAGCGGGCGCGGGCGGAGGCCGAGGCCGCCCGCCUGCACCGGGAGCUCGAGGGGCUCCUGCAGCACAGGGAGCGCCUGGCCCGGCGCCUGCGGAGCCUCCGCCGCUUCGGGGACUACCUGCGGGACGCGCUGGCCAGCAUGGGGCAGUUCCAGGAUGUGCCGGCCAUGCUGGUGCACUUUGCGGUGCUGGCGGAGGCACAGGCAACCCUGGCACAGGAGGCAGAAGCUGGGCAGGAACGGCUGGCCCAGGGCAGGGCACGGCUCCAGCGGUGCCAGGAGGAGAUGAGCACUGAGAUCCUGAGCACCAAUAAUGAGCUGGCCCAACUCCACACGCGCCUGGAGGCUGCCCACCAAGAUGUGCUCCAGUGGGAGUCCUGCUGGGCCCAUGUCCAGAGCACAGCCACCCAGAAGACCCUGCUGCUGGGGCAGAUCAAGCUGGCCGUGCUGAACCUCUUCCAGCUCUGCACUGCACGGCUCAGGAUCCCCAUGGAUGUGGCCCUGGAGGACACUGAGGCCCAGUUGGACAUGUUGCUGCUCUGCAUGCGGGGCCUGACUAACAUCUGUACCACUGGCAGGCACCCACCGCGCCACAGGGGUGCCAGGCUGUCUUGGAGCCAGGAAUAGCUCCUGGGAACACCUGGCUGCUCCCAGGGCUAGAGAGAGGCUGCCAAGGCCAGUGUGGAGCCACAGGACCCCUGAGAACAGAGGUCGCUCUCUGACAAGUCUGGGAACUCCAUGAUGAGAGGCAACAUGGAUGGCUGUGGCACAGGCACACUGGGGUGGCACUGCUCCAGGGCAGAACAGAGAGCUGCUGUUGGUAUCUCCAAAGGUGUCUCCCAUCAAAAUACAUCCCAGCUGUGGAGAUGCAAGACUCGCUUGU
Molecule: messenger RNA, 1275 nt
Organism: Myiozetetes cayanensis
Lineage: Eukaryota; Metazoa; Chordata; Aves; Passeriformes; Tyrannidae
Gene: CFAP73
Product: cilia and flagella associated protein 73
Exons: 7
Coding region: 57-1019 (320 amino acids)
Biological process (GO): spermatid development
Source: RefSeq, a predicted model, not a curated record